AUGGCUGCCUCACUGUGGCGCUGGCGCUGCCUCGCUGUCGCUGUCGCUGUCGCUGUCGCUGUCGCUGUCACUCGCAGGUCGAUCGCAGACGCGAGCGGCGACGACCUGGGCGAGGGCGAAAAGCAAAUCAAUACCGCGCGCACAGCCCAGGUAUUCCCAGACAGUCUGAAUAUGGUGGAAUUGCUCAGCGUGCCAAGCACCUUUGCGGGGCACACGCGCUCGGAGCAGUGGCAGUUCUUCCUGCACUCGGUGUGGAUGGUUGUGCCGGCGCUCUUGGUUCUCUUUCCUGCGGCGCUGAGCUGGCAUCCACGUGGGAUCGUGCUGGCUUCGCCGUGGGCUUCCCUCCUCAGCCACGUCGCCUCUCUGGCUCACUGGAGCGACUACAAGCCCGGAGGGACGGUGCAGAAGGUGGACGUCGCGCUCGCGCUGGCCGUGAUGCUCACAGCCUUCUCGGACGGGUGGGCGGUGCUCGGUCUGGUGGCGCUUCCUCUGGGCGAACGUCGAUUCCUCUGGGCGAUGAGCGCGGCUCUCGCCCUGCUCGCGGCGCUUGACGUGAGGCACAGGCAGCUGUUUGGCACCACGCACGUCGCCGGCACGGUGAUCCACCACACCCUCCGCCACGUCGGAUACUACUACGUGCUGUUCGUCUGUGGCGAGCCCACGGGCGGCCCUCAGGCGAGGGCCCUGCUGCUGGCGGGCCCGAUAGCGCACGUUGUGCUCUGCGCAGCAAGCGGCUCCCGCUGGCUGCGCCUCGACGAGCGCUCGGCGCCAGCCUCCGUUGGCGAGUGCGCCGCCGGGCUGGCGCUCUCGUACGGCGCGGUGGCGACGACGCUGAGCCUCACCAGGACAAUCCGAUAA
Molecule: messenger RNA, 858 nt
Organism: Emiliania huxleyi CCMP1516
Lineage: Eukaryota; Haptophyta; Isochrysidales; Noelaerhabdaceae
Exons: 2
Coding region: 1-858 (285 amino acids)
Source: RefSeq, a predicted model, not a curated record